This is a messenger RNA of Tribolium madens (black flour beetle), 1266 nucleotides long. RefSeq names its product clavesin-2-like. Gene Ontology annotation, molecular function: phosphatidylinositol bisphosphate binding. Gene Ontology annotation, cellular component: membrane. Bases 1 to 921 code for a protein of 306 amino acids. The record is from RefSeq and is a predicted model, not a curated record. The transcript has 5 exons. Lineage: Eukaryota; Metazoa; Arthropoda; Insecta; Coleoptera; Tenebrionidae.
AUGCCAGAGUUAUUUGAAAAAAUCACAGAAGAACAAAAACUGGCCAUUUUGACCCAUUUUGGAAAAACAGCUGAAAGAUCAAAAUGUGACGUCAUUACAAUUAAGGAGUGGUGUUUAAAACAACCACAUUUGCCUGAUGUUCCAUGUGAUUCAAUGCUUGAAUCGUUUUUGAGACUAAGUAAAUACAAUUUUGACAAAGCAAAGUCACGAAUUGACAAUUUCUAUACUCUCAGAAUGAAAAUGCGGGAAUUUUUUCAAGUUGACAUUAAUCCGAAUUCCUCACAGUUGAGAAAUAAUACUGACUACAGUUACGUGAUUAAAUUGCCUCAACUGACCGACGAUUUAUACAGGGUGACUCUCCAUAAAUUAGUGACGAAAGAUUUGACUUGUUUUCAUCCACUUUUGACAUUUAUUUGGCAUUUUAAUCUUGCGAUUGUUGGAAUGAUCGAAGAUUGUCAUUGUGGCCAUGUGCUAAUUUAUGAUUUACAAAAUUAUGGUUUGAGUCACGUGACAAAAAUAACGCCAACUAUGGUGAAACGAGCGUCGGAAAUUUACAAAAAAACUUUGACAGCUUCGGUAAAAUCCAUACAUUUUAUUAAUUGUCCGUCUGUGAUUGACCAUCUUUUGAAAAUUGCAAGAAUUGCGCUAAAUCCAAAAAUUGUCAAACGGAUUUUCGUACACCAAUCUUUGAGCUCCCUGUAUAAGCACGUGCCGAGGAAAAUACUUCCGUGUGAUUAUGGUGGCGAGGAAAAAUCCUCUAAAGAACUAAACGAAAUUGUCAAGGAGAAAAUAUGGAAUUAUAAGAGUUAUUUUGAUCACUUGGACAGUUUACGAGUUGAUGAAAACUUACGUCCGGAAAAUUUCCACGACGAUGAUUUUCUCGGGUUUUAUGGUAACUUUAAGAAGCUUGAUAUUGAUUAGAGUAUUGGUAAAUAAAUGUAAAAAAAUGGAAAGUUUAGUUUUACUCCUUAUCGAUUUCUUAUAGCUUCCAUCGUAUAAUAUUACAGCUUAAAUUUAAGUAAAGCUUCUCUAACAAAAGCCUUCAUGGCGUACAAAGACACAUUAUUCGACAUACUGCCUAGUAAAGUAUUGAAUAUCCCCGGCGAACGUUGACGUUAUUUUAUAUUAAGGAUAAAUUUAGAUGAAUGCUCUUACACAUAUUGCUAAAAUAGGUAACUGACAGACACGGGAACUUAUUUUACAGACUAUUACAUACAAGGUGAAUAAAAACUUUAGGACCAAGCGUUUUUGCAUAAACUAAUUACU